AUGCAAGUAUCCGCUGAUACCGGAUCGGAUCACGAAGAAAGGGGAACAGCUUUCGCACUAGCAGAAUGGGUACCACCGUCAAAACGGAUUGAGAGGAUCGAUGUAAUUGAGAAAGGAGAAGGCAUGUUUGGCUGCCUUCGAAGGCCAUGCAAACCAGUACGUGAGGAGAGGUUUAUUGGAUGUGGAUGGGACUUUCCUCCCAUGGAGGAGCAGGUGGAAGUGCUGUUGCUUGUGCAGCUGGAACAUAAGGCUGAAAAACGGGAGGAGGCCGAUAGGCUGCAUUUAAUUGGGUUUUGGGGACUGCAAUCUCGGUUAGAUUGUCCAGACUUGUUGACUUAUAGUCGCCGCUCACAACUUCUCCAUACCGCUCCUGCAUCUCCUGGGGAUCCUCCUGCACAAGCACUGGAUUCCACGGGACCAUCAUCACCGCCAGUGCCCUCUCCUGUACCUUCCCCGGAUGCCCGCUCAGAUCCUUCGACGUCCGAUCUUGAUCUUCCUAUAGCUUUGCUUCAAUGCGAAGAUGGCCAGGCUCUUUAUUCGUCAUCCGAUGAGCUUCACGUGGCGGCCCUACAAGCAUGGUCGAUGAAAAGGGCCCUUGCUACUUAUUGCUGUUGUGAAAAUGCAUCAAAGAUAGUAUCUGAUCUCCAUGCGAUGCGGCAUUCUGACGUUACGGCAGGGCAACAAUACUGGGCACAUAUGAUGAGAAAGGUCACCGGGGCUGCUUUCGUGAUAAUGCCGGAUGACAGAGAGGGCAAGAUGUUCUUUCCCAACUCCCUGAUCAAGAAAGGGUUGAGAGUCGAAGUCCUCCUCCUCCUGAACCCACAUAUGGACUCAUUCCCGAGCAGAGGCAGCCAUCCAGAUCAUCGCAACAUCGGAAAGGUCACCAGCCCAGGCCAGGCAAAAGCAAACCCGGACCAUGAAAGUCAAAGGAGGUUCAGCACCCGUCAGCCAGCAUGCAUUCUCAAUCAGGGAAGAAAGAAGAAGUCCCAUCAUUUCUUCAGCACCGUCCUCGGCUCAACGGAUGUUCCACCAGCUACACAAAAAUCGCCAGCAUCACGAACACCAUCUGCAGCACUCAAGGCACCCGAGCAAGAGCAGGCUGCCUCGAAAAAACGGUCGGGCAGAAGGUUUGCCCUCUGUCACCACUUUGUAGUGUGGUGUGCAGCUGAGGAGGAAAACCCCGGGCGUCGUUUUCGGGAUUACGCCCUCCUUGGUGCUCCGCCAAGGUGCCAGCAUGGGAUUGGUGCAUGA
Molecule: messenger RNA, 1251 nt
Organism: Striga asiatica
Lineage: Eukaryota; Viridiplantae; Streptophyta; Magnoliopsida; Lamiales; Orobanchaceae
Source: the annotation of a GenBank genome assembly